AGCGGCUCUGACCGCUCAGACUGAGGAGGAAGAGGAGGAAGAGGAGGAAGAGGAGAGGAGGAGGAGAAACGGGAGGAGGAGUGUCGGUGCAGAGGCUCCGUCAGUCAGUCAGUAAAUAGUCGGUAAACGGUCAGUAAACGGUCGGUAACGGUCUUUAACGGUCAGUAACGGUCAGUAACGGUCGGUCAGAUGAAGAAGAUGAUGCUGCUUCUUCAGCUCGGCGGUCCCGUGUCUUCUCGUGGAGGAUGGCUGGUCAGCGUUAAGCUAGGUUGCAGUGAUCAGGAGGUCUGAGGUGAGACGAGGGAUCAUGGGAGAUGGAGGACCUCUGCAGACUGAGGGGAACGCCCUCCUCAAAGCCGUCUUCCAGGGGAAGCUGAGGUUGACCCGCCUGCUGCUGGAGGGCGGCGCCUACAUCAAUGAGGGUAACGAGCGCGGAGAGACCCCCAUUUCCGCUGCCUGCUUGGCGAACUACGACGACCCGCAGGCCCGGCAAAGGAUGGUUCGGUACCUGCUGGAGAAAGGGGCGGACCCGAACAUCCCCGAUAAGAGCGGGAGGACGGCGCUGAUGCACGCCUGCGCCGAGCAGGCAGGGAAGGAGGUGGUGUCACUACUGCUCGAGAACGGAGCUGAUCCCAGUCUCAGGGACUACUCUGGUUCCUCUGCGCUCGUCCACGCUAUCAACAAGGGCGACCGCGACACCCUACAGGUCCUGCUGGACGCCUGCAAGGCCAAAGGCAAGGAGGUGAUCAUAAUCACCACUGAUACAUCUCCAUCAGGCACCAAGAAGACCAAACAGUACCUCAACUCUCCCCCUUCCCCAGGCAUCGUGGACAAGCUGUCUCCAGCCUGCAUGUCUCCCUCUGAGGUUGAGAUCGGCACCUCCUCGCCUGCAGGAGAUAAGAGCGAUGAGGGGAUCUUCAGCUUCGCCCUCACCUCAGCUUUACCUUUACCUUCAGCUCGACCUCCAGGUGAGAAGAGGCCGCCACCUCGCAAGCUGCUGAAGAGGCUGAACUCGGAGCCCUGGGGCCUGGUGGCGCCCUCGGUGCUGGUUCCUCAGGAUCGGGUGGAUGGAGGUCUGGAGGAAGAGGGCGGCUGUGAUCUCAGCAGGACGAUCACUGAGAUCAACGGCCUGUCCAUCACAGAACCGGUCAGACCUUUGCUGUCACGGCGACACAGCAUCGAGACCCACGACCCCUGUUCCCCCAAACUCAUCGACCGGUCCUGCUCCGAGGACUGCGCAGCCCUCUCUGGAUCCUGGGCCGACAAAGUCCAACAGCACCAGAUCCUUUACCGCAGGAACACGGCCCCGGAGUCCCAGGAGAAUGCCGGAGGACCUGGGGCAGUUGCGGCCCGUGCCCUGGCUCACCCCAAACUGACCCGGAUGGAGCACUACGAGUCGGACACCCAUCUCUGCCCAGAGUCCAUCCCUGGAUCUCCAGACUCUGGUCGGGUGUCUGUGGAGCGAAGGAGGUACAACGCCUCGCCCCUGUCCCUGGUCACAAGCUCCUCCAGAGAGUCUCUUGAGAACAUCCCCAACUCGGUGUCCCCUAUGACCAUGCGCCGGCGUCCGCCUGGGCUCCUGGAGCGCCGGGGCUCAGGAACUCUCUUGCUGGACCACAUUUCCCACACCAGACCCGGCUUCCUGCCUCCACUCAACAUCAACCCCCAGAGACCCAUCCCCGACAUCCGGGCCAAUGGUAAACCCACCUCCCCAGUCCACUCUGGACACAAGAUCCUGGUUCCGGUGGCCCCCGCCUCGCCCAAACGGGGCCCGGACUUCAAGAUGAAGAAGAAGCUGAUGAGGAGACACUCGAUGCAGACGGAGCAGAUGAAACAGCUCUCCACCUUCCAGGAGAUCCUUGCUGAGAAGGUCAUCGAGUCCAAUGGGGAUUGAUGACAGGAGGCGCCAGAGCAAGGCAUGAUGGGUAGCUGCAGAGACUUGUUACUGUGAAGCUUCUGCAUCUGAUCAGCACCUCACUGACGAACUCUGUGACACUUCCUGGUCUUUAUAGAGGGCUGCACCAACAAGGAUUUUAUUAAACUGAGAGAAGCAUUCAGUCAGAGUUUAGUUAAACUAGAUUUAAACCUGAGCCUCAAUUUAAACAGUAAUCUCUGGUUCUGAGGUUAAAAUUAGUUUUAAUAAAGAAGAAACUGCAGCCAAAAGAAAGGAAAUCUAAAUCAAAGUACUCUGGACAUCCUGAAGAUCUUCUAGAUCAUUGACAAUCAAAACUUAUCUAACUUGAUCUAAGAGGUGGGGUCACGUUACACCUGUUUUAGCCUCUUUAGACCAGCUACCUGUUCAUGUUUGAAUCUAGGAUUUUAUUGCGGACGUUUACUGCAUUGCAUUUGCCAAGCUCCAUGCUGCAUCACCAAACUCGAGCAAUGUCCUCUGGUCUUACCAAGACCUAGACCCAGACCACCAAGUCUUUUCUGUUCAGGUCCUGAGACUCCUGAAGAGAGGAUCCACUCAGCUGAGUCUGAAUCCUCUUUUAAAUCACUUCACUUUAAAUCAGAUCUCACUUUGACUGAAGUUUAGAACCGAGUUCAUUUGCCCAGUUGCCUCCGACUCACCUCCAACGUCCUCAGAUCUGGACCAACCACAAACUAAACUAGACUACGACCGCAAAGCAAAAUCGUCAACCUGCAGCUAAAAACUAAAACUAAAAGCAAAAAUGAAAAAUUUAUUUUACAGCUCAGUAACACCAGCAGCUGCAGCCACCUUCACCGUGUUUAAACCAGUUUAGUUUUAACUCUGGACGAUGAAGAUCAGGAGGUGUGGUUGAAAGUUUCGAAGAAAGUGAAGAUAUUUUGUUUUCAGACUGAAGACUUUAAAAAGUUAGCAGACAGCGACACCUACUGGACAAAAACAUUGACGUAGAAAGUGAAAUGUGAAUAAAUAAAUAUACAAAAGAGCAACAGGCAGUAAGAUUAAAUAAACUGCAGCAUGUAAUUAAAGGUCAGCUGACUAAAGGACUAAUCGAAGGUUUCAGGUUAAGUUAAGUUUAAUAAAAUCUUUGCCGCAUAGUUACUGAACUGUGAACGUGUGCAGUCCAGGUGUUGGUCGGAUGAGAAGAGCGAUCACUGUGGGCUGUAGGAAAUUAAAAUGAGCUGUUUCCUGUCUCCUCACAUUUAACAAACAAUAAAUCUAUAGAAGAUAAUCAGUGGAUUAACCGAUUCUUUUGGGAUGCAACGUGAUAUACAUGGUGUUAAUUAAUCACUGCAUCAGCUGAAAACAUGUUACUGUACCUGUUUGAAACCUCGAGUAGAACAAUAAGAGGUUUGUAUCUGGACGUGUGGAAGCAGGUGACGUGUUGUCGGUGCAGCUCUCCUCAGUUUCCUCUGCUGAACCACAGGAAGCCUCUGGGUCAAAGUCAGUUUACAGUCCUGAUGCUUCCUCCUCAUUCAUCAACUUCAAUCAAAAACUGAUGAGACUAUAAAAAUGAUCAGACUUGUUUGAUGUUUACAGAUGCACUAUUUGCACCGAGGUCGUGUCCAUGUUCCUGCUGGUGACGGAUAAAAACAUGAACCUUGUUCUGGAGCUGAAGAGUCUGAAGGUCGGCUCCAAAAACGAACUCUCAUCUUUUCAUGAAUGAAUCCAACCUAUUUAUUUUCAUGACCUACUGCGCUGUACGUACUGUAAUUAUCUACACACUAGUCAAUAUUAUAGUUGGUAUUUCUGUGUAAAAGAAUUGUCUUUAUUUUACAGUUCAGAGGGAUGUUUGAACCGUGUCUCAGUGACGACGACACUGAGGCAAUAAUUGAUCUAAUUUGUGUUGAGAUGAAGUGAAAUGAAGUUUGAAUUUAUUGUUUAAGAAAUUCCAAAGAAGUUCGUGGGCGAUCUGAACCAAAACCUGCCGAGACUGUAAAUACUGUAAAGAUCCAUCUGUGCAACAGCCUGUAAGGUCAACCCUGAAGCACUUCGUCCGAUUCUACACCAGGGGGCGCUGGAGGGCGGUUAAAGGAACAGUCCCACAUUGUCUCUGUCGUCUCCAGAGUCAGAGUCCGGCACAGAGACAGAGACUGUUCACAUCAGUCCUCUGGAAAACUAAACACUGACAGAGCUUACAGCUAACAGAGCUAACAGCUAACAGCUAACAGAGCUAACAGAGCUAACAGCUAACAGCUAACAGAGCUAACUGCUAACAGGGCAGGCUGUAUCUUCAAACAGAGACAGGUUAGCAGUCUGUGUCUGUCUGUUCUCUUCUUUCAAUCAUUCAGUCAACUCAAACACAUCAUCCCUGUGGUUGCCGUGGUUUCACAGUGAGCGGGUCGCCUGAUUGGACAGUUUUACUUGUUCUUUAACUUGACAUUGGUCGUUACAAUUUCAGCUUCUUUUUUAACGUUAUGACAAAACGUUUGGUUUUGUUGCCGAGGUUUAAAGUGUGAGGAGGAGCAGAGGGGAAGUGAAUGGGACAGGUGUGUACAGGUGAUCUAAAAACUUCAGGAAGAUACUGUGAUCAACAUCUGUAGUAGAAAUGUAGGUAGGCUACUUUAAAACCCUUAGCGCCUGAUUACAGAAAUCUGUCUCAUAACUCAGUCAGAGUCAGAGUCAGACCUGAACCACAUGUUGAUCUGAUCCAGUGUGACCUCACUUCCUGAUGAUGUCAUUAUCUCUCAUGUCCCUCCACAAUAAAGCUCCAGAGAAACUUCAGAGUUUCCUGUUUUUAAGUUUCCUUUAGUAUCACAGUAAAACAGUGAGAGUUGUCCGAGCAUCAUGAUACACUGCAGACAGGAAGUGAUCACAGCUGCUGCUAAUGGGACAGUUUGAUGACAUGGAGGCAGAUCAGGGUAAACGGAAAUGAGACUCAAGCUGUGACUCCAUGGCAACUUUAAACUUCCUGUUUGUUGAUAUCUGUUCAUGUCAGUGAAGACGUUUUGAAACAUUAUCUAAAAGACUUUGUAGAAAAAAGAAUUGAAUCGUUAUGAUAUAGCAGCUCAUAUUCUCUCUUUGUAUAUAGAUGGACGUAAAACACAUAUCCUAAAUGAAAACUGGUCUGUGUGUACGAUGACCGAGGACCGUCAGUCACACACUGAGUUGAAAGAGUUGAACCACUAACUGUGAACGCAGCAGCAGAGACCUGUGUGACCUGGAGACCGGCAGCCGUCUGACUCUGGAGACGACAGAUUUACAGAAAUGUUAAAACGUUCCUUUAAAUUUAUAUGAAGGUUAAUUAAAAAAAAAAAAAAAAAGCUCCAGGACCUCUUCCUGAGGGACUCCACAUGGUCCUGAAAGAGACUCCGACUCUCUGAGACCUGUGGAUGAAGUUUGACUGAGCUCCUGAAGUUCUGUCAGAAUCUAAAGUGAACGUGAAGUUUCAGCCUCUGAUACUUCACAACUGAACUUUCAUCAGUCAGAAGAUUGGGAAUAAUUUUAUCCUGAUAAAACCGAGCUCUGUCGAGUCUGUUCCCCAGUCUGACUGGUUCAAACUGGUUUACAUGGGCACAGACUGGUUUAAAGUAAAGCUGGUUUAAACAGGAUCUGAUUCUGGGUCAUAUUGGUUUAAACUGGUUUAAUGUGGAUCAGACUGGUUUAACCUGGAUGAGGCUUGCUUAAACUGGAUCACACUCUGGAUCAGACUGGUUUAACCUGUCUUAAACUGGAUCAGACUGGUUUAAUCAGACUCAAACUGGUUUAAACUGGACCAGAACUGGGUCAGACUUAACUGGAGACUUGUUUAGACUGAAUAAGACUGGCACAGAGUGUUUUAGACGGAUGUGAACUAGAUGAGACUGGUUUAAUCUGGUUUAAACUGGAUCAGACUCGGGCUCAGACUGGUUUAGACUUGUCCAGACUGGUUUAAAGUGGUCCAGACUGGUUGCAACUGGACCUUGUUGUUGUUGUUGGUAGAUACUUGAAGUUUAAACUGAAAUAUUUUUGUAAGCCUGUCAGCUGAUAGAAACGUCUCUAAUGAAUCUGUGAUCUAUUUUUCUUCCUUCACUUUGAUUGUAACUCAAACUGUGGAAUAAAAACAUUUCAUGUUCAACACCUGUAACUUCCACCAGG
Messenger RNA from Seriola aureovittata, 6004 nucleotides. Its product is annotated as ankyrin repeat domain-containing protein 34A. The transcript is spliced from 2 exons. Gene Ontology annotation, molecular function: protein binding. Bases 308 to 1894 code for a protein of 528 amino acids. The record is from RefSeq and is a predicted model, not a curated record. Lineage: Eukaryota; Metazoa; Chordata; Actinopteri; Carangiformes; Carangidae.